AUGCGAUUGACCAACCUUUUAAGUUUGACCUCUUUGGUGGCCUUAGCUGUGGCUGUACCAGACUUCUACCAGAAACGUGAAGCUGUUAGCUCAAAGGAAGCUGCUCUUCUGAGAAGAGAAGCUACUGAAUGUGUUUCUAACGAGAAUGUCCUCGUUGAGGCUCCAAAAUCCAACAUCUGGACCAGUCUGUCUAAAGACGAAGUUCAGGAAGUAUUGGACUUGUUGCAUUCCACUUACAAUAUUACCGAGGUCACUAAGUCUGACUUCUUCUCCAACUAUGUUCUUUGGAUUGAGACUUUGAAGCCUAACAAGACUGAGGCUUUGACUUAUUUGGAUGAGGAUGGAGAUCUACCUCCCAGAAACGCCAGAACUGUCGUUUACUUUGGUGAGGGUGAGGAAGGAUACUUUGAAGAGCUCAAGGUAGGACCACUGCCAGUCAGUGACGAGACCACCAUUGAGCCUCUUUCCUACUACAACACCAAUGGAAAGUCUAAACUUCCAUUCGAUGUUGGUCAUUUGGACAGAAUCAAGAGUGCUGCCAAGUCCGCUUUCCUGAAUGAAAAUUUGAACACCACAACCAUGAGAACUGUUCUUGAAGACUUGAUUGGUGUUCCUUACGAGGAUAUGGGAUGUCAUUCAGCUGCUCCUCAAUUGCACGACCCAGCAACUGGAGCUGUUGUCGACUAUGGUACUUGUAACAUCAAUACUGAGAACGAUGCUGAAAACUUAGUUCCUACUGGUUUCUUUUUCAAGUUCGACAUGACCGGAAGAGAUGUUUCUCAAUGGAAAAUGUUGGAGUACAUUUACAACAACAAAGUGUACAACUCUGCUGAAGAACUCUACGAAGCCACAAAGAAGGAUGAUUUUGUUAGAUUGCCAAAGAUUGACAUUGAUAACCUUGAUUGGACUGUAAUUCCUAGAAACGAUUCUGCUCCUAUUAGACACUUGGACGACAGAAAGUCUCCAAGAUUAAUAGAGCCAGAAGGACGCAGAUGGGCAUAUGAUGCUGACGAAGAGUACUUCAGCUGGAUGGACUGGGGCUUCUACACUUCUUGGAGUAGAGACACCGGUAUCAGUUUCUUUGACAUCACCUUCAAGGGUGAGAGAAUCGUUUACGAAUUAUCUUUGCAAGAGUUGAUCGCAGAAUACGGUUCAGAUGAUCCAUUCAACCAGCACACUUUCUACUCAGAUAUUUCUUACGGUGUCGGUAACAGAUUUAGUUUAGUCCCAGGUUUUGACUGCCCAAGUACCGCCGGUUACUUCACUACUGACACUUUCGAAUACGAUGAAUUCUACAACCGUACCCUCAGUUACUGUGUUUUCGAAAAUCAGGAAGACUACUCACUACUACGUCACACUGGUGCUUCUUACUCUGCUGUCACCCAAAACCCAACUCUGAAUAUUAGAUUUAUUUCUACCAUUGGAAACUACGAUUACAACUUCUUGUACAAAUUCUUCUUGGACGGUACCCUUGAGGUCUCUGUUCGGGCUGCUGGUUACAUUCAAGCUGGAUACUGGAACCCAGAAACCAGUGCUCCUUACGGUCUGAAGAUCCACGAUGUUCUUUCAGGCUCUUUCCAUGACCACGUACUGAACUACAAAGUUGACUUGGAUGUUGGUGGAACCAAGAACCGUGCUACCCAGUAUGUUAUGAAAGAUGUCGACGUUGAAUACCCAUGGGCUCCAGGUAAGGUUUACAACACCAAGCAGAUUGCAAGAGAGGUCUUUGAAAACGAAGAUUUCAACGGUAUCAACUGGCCUGAGAACGGACAAGGUAUCCUUUUGAUUGAAUCUGCCGAAGAAACUAACAGUUUCGGUAACCCAAGAGCUUACAACAUUAUGCCCGGAGCAGGAGGAGUUCACAGAAUUGUUAAGAAUUCUCGUUCUGGACCAGAAACCCAAAACUGGGCUCGUUCCAACUUGUUUUUGACUAAGCACAAGGACACAGAAUUGAGAUCCUCUACAGCUUUGAACACCAACGCUCUUUACGACCCACCUGUUAACUUCAACGCUUUCUUAGACAAUGAAAGCUUGGAUGGUGAGGACAUUGUUGCUUGGGUUAACUUGGGUCUGCACCACUUGCCAAACUCCAACGAUUUACCAAACACCAUUUUCUCAACCGCACAUGCUUCCUUUAUGUUGACACCAUUCAACUACUUCGACAGCGAGAACUCUAGAGAUACCACCCAACAAGUUUACUACACUUACGAUGACGAGACUGAAGAAUCCAGUUGGGAAUUCUACGGAAACGAUUGGAGUUCUUGCGGUGUUGAGGUUGCUGAACCAAACUUCGAGGAAUACGUCUACGGAAGAGGAACCCGUAUUAACAAAAAGAUGACCAACUCGGACGAAGUCUAUUAG
Molecule: messenger RNA, 2361 nt
Organism: Komagataella phaffii GS115
Lineage: Eukaryota; Fungi; Ascomycota; Pichiomycetes; Pichiales; Pichiaceae
Exons: 1
Coding region: 1-2361 (786 amino acids)
Biological process (GO): amine metabolic process
Cellular component (GO): plasma membrane
Molecular function (GO): quinone binding; primary methylamine oxidase activity; copper ion binding
Source: RefSeq, a predicted model, not a curated record